ACUGCCCCAAACUAUCGUGCACCCACCCGCCAGCCAGCCAACCAACCAACCAAGUUAGACGUCUUCCCACUCAACAGUAGCUAGCUUCAUUCGCUGUCUAUCUUUUUUGAGUUCUUUUUCUGGGUCAUUUUUUCCUUUCAACUUCUCGCAGGUAUCAUGGGUGUCAUCACUUACGAUCACGAGGUCACCUCCUCAGUCCCACCAGCAAAGCUCUUCAAGGCUUUCAUCCUUGAUUUUGACAACCUCAUCCCCAAGAUCUUGCCUCAGGCCAUCAAGAGCGUCGAAACCCUCCAAGGUGAUGGCGGAGCUGGAACCGUCAAGCUCACCCAUUUUGGUGAAGGCAGCCAAUACAAGAGCAUGAAGCACCGCGUUGAUGAGCUCGACAAGGAGAAUUUCGCGUUCAAAUACACCGUGUUCGAGGGCGAUGUUUUGGGGGAUGUGAUUGAGAAAACCUCUUACGAGGUUAAAAUCGAAGCCUCUGCUGACGGUGGAUCCAUUACCAAGAGCAAGAGCACCUACUACACCAAGGAUGAUGCCAAGAUCACCGAAGAGGAUAUCAAGUCUGGCAAAGACAAGUCCGCUGGAGUCUUCAAGGCUAUUGAGGCUCACCUCGCUGCCAACCCUGAUGCCUACUAAUCAGUUCCACUCUUGGGAACUCGAUCGGUCUUGCCCCUUGGGAACAGAUUUUCUAACGCUAUUGGGCGCUGCUACAACUUACAAGUUGAGUCACCUUUGGGUCGGGACCCGAUAAGCUCAGGCUAGUUUAGUCAUCAGCCACGUUUUGAGGCACCUGGUAAGAGGUCUCAUCAGCUUUGAUUGGUUGAAUCCAAGCCAACUAUGAAGGACACUGAUCUAAUUGAGUUGGCAUUUGAAUGGGUCAACUUUUGCACUGAUUGGAGACUGGAUGGCAAUUAGACUAGGACUCUUUGCUUUCUUUAAAGUCCAGAAAAUUAACGUUCUGGAUUACAUGUAUGUAAACAAUCAAGCUAGUGAUAGCGAAACUUGAUCUUGCAAGAAACUGCUAGUUUUCAAGAAUCACAAUUGUGUAAAUAGUUUGUGCCAAAAUCGUCAACAAAAGCACGUUGUGUGAACGCUAGAUGCAUUUG
Molecule: messenger RNA, 1106 nt
Organism: Coffea arabica (coffee)
Lineage: Eukaryota; Viridiplantae; Streptophyta; Magnoliopsida; Gentianales; Rubiaceae
Product: major allergen Pru ar 1
Biological process (GO): defense response; abscisic acid-activated signaling pathway
Cellular component (GO): cytoplasm; nucleus
Molecular function (GO): signaling receptor activity; abscisic acid binding; protein phosphatase inhibitor activity
Source: RefSeq, a predicted model, not a curated record